This is a messenger RNA of Sungouiella intermedia, 4431 nucleotides long. The record is from the annotation of a GenBank genome assembly. Lineage: Eukaryota; Fungi; Ascomycota; Pichiomycetes; Serinales; Metschnikowiaceae.
AUGGCUGAGUACGAGGGCUUUACUCCAGAUGUGGAGGACGAGAUUCGAAGCUUGGCUAGGUCUUUUACUCAAAACUCAACCACUGAGGCUGAUAGACUCUCCCUUGUUAGAACUAUCAGCCAUAUGUCUCAGGUGCCAGGAAGUGUUCCAAUGGAUGAUGUCGAUCAGCGCUUGGACCCCAAUUCUGAGAGAUUCGACCUGAGAUUCUGGGUGAAAAACCUCAGAAAGUUGGUCACCCUGGAGCCAGAUUAUUAUAAGCCAGCACAGCUUGGGGUUGCUUUCAAAGAAUUACGUGCUUAUGGAUUGUCUUCGGACUUUGACUUCCAAACGACGUUUGGUAACGUGUUAUUCAAGAGAUUGCGUCUGUUAUUGUUGACUCAUCAGCCUUCCUAUAUCAAGAAUCAUAAGUUUGAUAUAUUGAAACCAAUGGAAGGAUUAUGUUUGCCUGGAGAAGUCACUGUUAUCCUUGGUCGUCCAGGUGCUGGAUGCUCCACCUUUUUGAAGACAAUUGCAGCCCAAACGAACGGCUUCAACGUUGAUGAGAACUCGUUCUUGUCUUACGAUGGUUUCAGCCAGAAAGAAAUCUCCCAAAAUUACCGAGGUGAAGUGGUUUAUUGUGCGGAGACUGAAUCUCACUUCCCUUAUUUGACCGUAUCUGAGACGUUGGACUUUGCUGCCCGACUUCGGACCCCAAAAAACAGACCGAAAGGUAUCUCCAGAGAAGUUUAUGCUCGUCACAUCUCCGACGUGGCUAUGGCAACUUAUGGUUUGCUAGCAGCCCGAAACACGAAAGUAGGAAACGAUUUCGUGCGUGGUGUUUCUGGAGGUGAAAGAAAGAGAGUGUCUAUUGCAGAGGUCUACUUGUCUCAAGCCUCUUUGCAGUGCUGGGAUAACUCUACCAGAGGCUUGGAUUCUGCUACAGCUUUGGAGUUUAUCCGUGCACUUAAAACCUCUGCGUCUAUUACAAAAGUUACACCCCUAGUGGCAAUUUAUCAAUGUUCUCAGGAUGCCUACGAUAUGUUUGAUAACGUGAUUUUGCUUUACGAAGGCUACCAGAUCUAUAGUGGAAGUGCCACAGACGCCAAAAGAUACUUUGUCGAUAUGGGGUGGGAAUGUCCAGCGAGACAAACUACUGCGGACUUUUUGACUUCGUUGACCAACCCUGAGCAGCGUAAUCCACAGAAAGGCUAUGAAAAUAAAGUUCCAAGAACUCCCGAAGAAUUCUACAGUCGGUGGAGAAACUCUGAGGAAAGACAGGCUCUUUUGGAGAGAAUUGAUGCCUACAUUUCAUCAUCAGAAGUGAAGUUGUCCAAAGCUCGAUUUGAAGACCACCACCACGCGGCCCAGACAUCGCAUACCAAGUCUAGCGAGCCAUAUACUGUGUCAUUCCCAAUGCAAGUCAGAUACUUGAUGUGGAGAAAUAUUCUCAGAACAAAAGGUAAUCCUUCUGUGUCCCUCUUCAUGAUCGGUGGAAAUAUUUGUGUCUCUAUCCUUAUUACUACUCAAUUUCAGCUGUUGCAUUUUAAUACUGGAUCGUUUUAUUACCGUACUGCCGUGUUGUUCUUUGCUGUUUUGUUUAAUGGUUUCUGUUCUUUGUUGGAAGUUUUUCCUCUUUUUGAAGCUCGUCCGAUUGUUGAGAAGCACAGAGCAUACGGUUUAUAUCGUCCGGCUGCUGAUGCAGUGGCUUCAUUGAUCACUGAGCUCCCAGUGAAGAUUUUGACUUCUCUUGGCUUCAACUUGAUUCUUUACUUUGGUGUGAAUUUGCGAAGACAUGCCGGUCGCUUCUUCUUCUUCUUGCUCAUGAACUUUUUCAUAACCUUGACGAUGUCUAAUUUAUUUCGUGGAAUUGCGUCCUGCUUCAAGGCUUUGGAGGAAGCAAUGGCACCAGCCUCAAUUUUCUUAUUUGCAUUGAUUAUCUUCACUGGCUUUGUGAUCCCCCCUAGGAGCAUGCCUGGUUGGUGUAGGUGGAUGAACUACCUUGAUCCUAUUGCCUAUGCUUUUGAAAGCUUGAUUGUGAACGAGUUUCACGGACUACAUUUCCCAUGUUCUCGAAUGGUUCCUUCAGGAGGAGCGUAUCCUACUUCUGGAAACUCCACAAUUUGUGCCACUGUUGGUGCUUUGCCUGGAGAAACUUACUUGAGUGGUGACAGAUAUGUUCAAUUGUCUUUCGAGUACUACAAUUCGCAUAAAUGGAGAAACUUUGGUAUCUUAAUUGCUUUCUUGAUUGCAUUCUUAAUUGGUUACCUUCUCAUUGCCGAGUUCAACAGAGCAGAGGACAAAGGUGGAGAAAUCUUGGUUUUCCAGAGAGCUGCACUCAAGAAAUCAAGAAACUUGCAGAAAGACUUGGAGAACGGCUCCGGUGCUGGUCUCAAACCAGAAGAGACUGUGGAGGAUUCUACUUCGUCACGCCAAGGCGAUGAUGGCCUUCAGUUGGCAUUAUCUAAGCAAAUCUUUCAUUGGAGACAAUUGCGGUAUCAAGUCAAAAUUAAGUCUGAGAAUAGAGUUAUCUUGAACAACAUCGACGGAUGGGUCAAGCCAGGACAAAUAACUGCUUUAAUGGGUGCGUCUGGAGCAGGUAAGACAACGUUGUUAAAUGCCUUGUCCGAUAGAUUAACGUCGGGUGAAAUCACAGAUGGAACCAGAAUGGUAAAUGGAAAUUCCUUGGAUGCAUCUUUCCAGAGGUCGAUUGGUUACGUGCAGCAGCAAGAUCUUCAUUUGGAGACUUCCACUGUGAGAGAAGCCUUGAGGUUCUCUGCCUAUUUGAGGCAGCCAUCUUUUGUAUCCAAGAAGGAGAAAGACGAGUAUGUUGAGCAAAUCAUCCAGUUACUAGACAUGGAAAAGUAUGCUGCGGCUGUGGUGGGAGUUCCAGGUGAAGGUUUGAACGUUGAGCAGAGAAAGAGAUUGACUAUUGGUGUGGAGUUGGUAGCUAAACCAGAAUUGCUUUUAUUCUUGGAUGAACCCACUUCCGGAUUGGAUUCAGAGACUGCUUGGUCCAUUUGCAAGUUGAUUAGAAAGUUGGCCGACCAUGGCGUGCCAAUUUUGUGUACUAUUCACCAACCUUCGGCGAUUUUGAUGCAAGAUUUCGAUAGGUUGCUCUUCUUACAGAAAGGAGGACAAAUUGUGUAUUUUGGUGAUCUUGGAGAGAGCUGCAAGACGAUGAUCGAAUAUUUCGAGAAGUAUGGUGCUCCUAGGUGUCCACCAACAGCAAAUCCAGCUGAGUGGAUGUUAGAAGUUAUUGGCGCAGCACCGGGCUCAAUUGCUGAGCAAGACUAUCAUCAAGUUUGGCUCAAUUCGACUGAAUAUCAGGAUGUCCAGCGUGAAUUGGACAAUAUGGAAACGGAGCUUAUUAAGAUUCCCAAAUCAGACGAUCCCGAACUUCUUAAGUCGUACGCAGCCCCCUUCUGGGUUCAGUACAAAUUAGUCACCAAGAGAGUGUUGGAGCAGUACUGGAGAACACCAUCAUACACCAUGUCCAAAGUUCUUCUAGGAGUGGUCGGAUCUAUUUUCAAUGGCUUUGCGUUUUUCAAUGAGGACAAUUCAUUGCAAGGUUUGCAAAAUCAGAUGUUCUCUGUCUUUAUGUUCUUGGUUGUUUUCGUGACAUUGUCUCACCAAUAUCUUCCACACUUCGUUGCUCAAAGGUCGCUCUACGAAGUUAGAGAGCUGCCAUCAAAGACUUUUUCGUGGUUAACCUUCAUUGCAGCACAGAUUACAGGUGAAAUUCCUUGGAAUAUCUGCUUGGGAACAGUCUCUUACUUUGUAUGGUACUAUCCUAUCGGAAUGUACCAUAACGCUCAAGAUACCAACACUGUGGCAUCCAGAGGAGCUACCAUGUGGUUUACAAUUGUGAUCUUCUUCGUUUACUCAUCAACAUUAUCGCAGUUGUGUAUCUCAUUCCUUGAGUUGGCAGAGAAUGCGGCCAAUUUGGCUAUUCUUCUCUUCGCUAUCUGCCUUAACUUUUGUGGAGUAUUGGUUCCUUACGCCAAAAUUCCAAGAUUCUGGAAGUUUAUGUACAGAGUGAACCCUUUCACAUACUUGGUUUCGGUGAUGCUUUCCACAGGUCUUGCUAACUCGGACGUUGUAUGCUCAGAGAGAGAGCUUCUCCAGUUCUUACCUGUUGGCAAUUACACUUGUGGUGAGUACAUGGCUCCAUACAUGUCCGUAGCUGGUGGUUACUUGGUCGACAAUAGCACUACUGGUAUUUGCAAGUACUGUACAGCUGCAUCAACGAACGUUUUCUUAAAAUCAAUUGGAGCCAGUUUUAUCCAUCGCUGGAGAGACAUUGGAAUUUUUAUCUCUUUUGGAGCGUUCAAUAUCAUCGCUACAAUCUUCUUGUACUGGUUGACGCGUGUUCCUAAAGGUUCCAGGCACAAGUUAGGGUCCGGAAAACUAAAGGCGAAAAUCGAGAAAGUGAAAGUCCAUUUGGAGAAGUGA